This is a messenger RNA of Mesorhabditis belari, 927 nucleotides long. The record is from the annotation of a GenBank genome assembly. NCBI's taxonomy places the organism in Eukaryota, Metazoa, Nematoda, Chromadorea, Rhabditida, Rhabditidae.
AUGGCUGGAACGGCGGCAACAGCCCCUGGGCAACUCUCCUUGUGGAAAAAGUAUGGACCGGCAGAAAACACGGUUAGAGGAAUCUCUAUUGGAGGAUUGACUGGUGCCAUCGAGAUCCUCAUCACGUUUCCCACCGAAUACGUGAAGACGCAAUUGCAAUUGGAUGAAAGAAGUGCUCAGCCGAAGUAUAAGGGACCGAUCGAUUGUGUGAAGCAGACGGUGAGGAGUCACGGAUUUUUCGGCCUCUACCGUGGACUCUCCGUUCUCCUCUAUGGAUCGAUUCCAAAGAGUGGCGCUCGUUUUGGAACAUUCGAGUAUCUGAAGGGAAAAGCUGCCGAUGAGCGCGGAUCUCUCACCCCCGUAAUGCGACUUCUUUGCGGACUUGGCGCGGGAGUGUCUGAAGCGAUUCUGGCGGUGACCCCAAUGGAGACGAUCAAAGUGAAGCUCAUUCAUGAUCAAACGUUGGAAAAACCACGGUACAGAGGAUUCUUCCAUGGAGUCACCACGAUUAUCAAGACUGAUGGAUUCAAGGGAAUUUACCAAGGAGUGACCGCAACGAUCAUGAAACAGGGCUCAAAUCAGGCGAUUCGUUUCUUUGUGAUGGAAACGCUGAAGGAUUGGUAUCGUGGCGGGGAUAACACGAAACCGAUCGCAAAACCGUUGGUCGGCUUAAUGGGUGCUAUUGCUGGUGCUGCGUCGGUGUACGGAAAUACGCCGAUCGAUGUGGUGAAAACGAGAAUGCAGGGAUUAGAGCGAAAGAAGUACAAGAACACGAUGGAUUGCGCGUUGCAAAUCUGGAAGAAAGAGGGCUUCUUCGCUUUCUACAAGGGAACCGUGCCUCGUUUGUCUCGUGUCUGUCUUGAUGUGGCCAUUACAUUUAUGAUAUACGACUCAAUUAUUGAAGCUCUCAACAAGUAUUGGCGUAAA